Messenger RNA from Paramecium sonneborni, 359 nucleotides. The record is from the annotation of a GenBank genome assembly. NCBI's taxonomy places the organism in Eukaryota, Ciliophora, Oligohymenophorea, Peniculida, Parameciidae.
AUGAAAGGCAAAGGGAUAUCUACAAUUUUAAAGGUUUAGGGAUUAGUUUAUUUAUGCUUGAUGAAUAUAAGGAAGCAAUUAUUUGGAUAGAUAAAGCCUUAGAAAUCAAUCCUAACAAUAAAUUAUCAUUGUAUUAAAAGGUAGAAUCUCUAUUAUAUGUUUUAGCGGAUUGUUUAAGACUGCUUAAAUAAUAUAAGGAAGCAAUUAUAUAGGCAGAUAAAGCCUUAGAGAUCGAUCCUUAAUAUUAAUUGCCAUUAUAUUGCAAAGGUAUAGAUGACAAUUAAUCAAUUAGGGUUGCUUAAAUUUCACAUGGAUAAAUUACGUUAUACAAACACCAAACUAAUAUGCAGAAGCGUUGA